Daldinia caldariorum is the source of this 2849-nucleotide messenger RNA. RefSeq lists its product as uncharacterized. The transcript is spliced from 2 exons. NCBI's taxonomy places the organism in Eukaryota, Fungi, Ascomycota, Sordariomycetes, Xylariales, Hypoxylaceae. Gene Ontology annotation, molecular function: RNA polymerase II cis-regulatory region sequence-specific DNA binding; DNA-binding transcription activator activity, RNA polymerase II-specific; zinc ion binding. The record is from RefSeq and is a predicted model, not a curated record. Bases 199 to 2475 code for a protein of 758 amino acids. Gene Ontology annotation, biological process: DNA-templated transcription; regulation of transcription by RNA polymerase II. Gene Ontology annotation, cellular component: nucleus.
GGGCCCUCGGCCGUAAGCACUUCGGCAUUUUCCCCAGGUAUUCGAACAGAACGGAUCUAACCCAAGGCUUUACAACUUCCAGGGACAAUAUCUUAAAAAAUCUUAUACUACUUGUGUAUAUCUCCUUCUAGGAGUAACACGCUAGGAGGUAUCUACACGGUAAAUUGUAUUGAUACGUCCGAAAUAUCUUAUCCCCUAAUGUUAUCAGACCGACAACCCCGCCGACGUCGAAGGCCGGCUUUGUCUUGCAUCGAGUGCCGCCGCCGCAAGAUCAAGUGCAAUCGGACUGAACCAUGUAGACAUUGUGUAUCUGCCAAGCUAAAAUGCAUCUACAAAGUCUAUAAUGAUGAACCUGUUAACCAAUUUCCGCUCAGACCCGGAGUUUCUCCUCUAGAGUCGUCAAGUUCUUCAAGUCAUGCACCUUCGCCCUCCACAAGCCAAGCACAGGAGCUUGGUGCCACUAGGCCAACAUCGGAACAUGACGCAAACGCCGCGGGAUUUCAGGUAGUAGAGCCAUGGGCUGGCGCCGUACUUGGAUGUUCCUCUAAGGGAAGCCAGAAUGACGGGCCAAACACCAUCAUCCUCGGUCUUGACCGUAGCAGCAUCCAACCACAUAUACCUACGCCAGAAGCGGAUUCAGGUGCUGCGGAUACGCCUCAGCGGGGCCAGAAUGCCUCUAAUAAGUCUUCGGUACCUAGUUCCAUUACUGGCUUAUCAGAAAAUGGACGUGAUAUACUUGCGCGUCAGCUUGGGUUAAAGGACUCGCAGAUAAUUCUCAAUAAAACGAGAGUCUUGGGCUGGACUUUAAGACUAGGCAUAACCCAAGAGUUUACGCCUAUAGUUUCCUGCUAUGUUGCAGCUGCCAAUGCCGCCAAGGGAACUAUGCCCCAAGAUACUGAGAAAGGGGCCCUGUAUGCCCAGAUAUGGGCUCUGCUCCAGAAAUGUAAAAACAUAGGAAGAAGUAUCAAACUAGGGCGACCUAGUAGGUGGCUCUCCUACCCUAAUUUCGAUCUUGCACCACCACCGCGGGAGGUUGCGGAUGCUAUGGCAACAUUAUACUUUCAAUCAUUUGAGUCCACACACAGGAUAAUUCAUCCACCCACCUUUUGGGAAGAAUAUCAGAGAUUUUGGGACCACCCAGAGACUGUGACGACUAGCCUACGCCUGAAAACCCUUCUUGUAAUUGGCAUAGGAUCAAGUGUCUCUGACCAUACAGAAAGCAAUCCGGGAUUUCGAAAUACAGUUCAUCAGUGGGUAUAUGCUGCCCAGAUGUGGCUCUCUGGCCCCCUCGAAAAAGAUCGUUUAAAUGUCACCGGGAUACAAAUUUUUUGUCUAGUUAUUCUGGCGCGGCAAGUCUUCUCGAUCGGUGGCGAUUUAGUCUGGGUGUCCUCAGGGUCACUCAUGAAUAUGGCAAUGCAAAUAGGCUUGCAUCGCGACCCCAAGCAUCUGCCAAGAAUGUCCAUCUUGCAAGCCGAACUACGCAGAAGAUUGUGGGCCACUAUACUUGAGAUAACUGUGCAGUCGUCUCUAGACUCCGCGAUGCUGCCUAGAAUAUCGUUAGAUGAUUUUGACACGGAAGCGCCCUCAAACGUCAAUGAUGAUGAACUAAAAGAGACGACUAUGGCCUCGCCGCCUCAUGCGAAAAGUAUUUACACGUCAACGUCACUACAACUUAUUCUACUCGACUUACUACCGAUACGUCUUAGGAUCUUACAGCUUCUGAACGGCUUGCAUUCCGAACUUUCUUACGUGGACACUCUAGCUUUGAGUUCAGAGCUCACUGAUAAAUAUCGCUCGUAUAGAACAUUUAUACGAGAUAGCGAAAAGGCUGGCGUGACACCAUUUCAUCGAAACCUACUGGACAACCUAGUACGGCGAUUCUUAAUACCCCUCCAUUGCCCCUUCGCUGGGGAGGCGCGAACGAAUCCCUUAUUUUACUACUCGUUGAAAGUUACGGUAGAUUCAGCGAUGACUCUUAUUUCACCCGAGCCUGACGAAGGGUUCUCCCGUCUUAUGUCAACUGGCGGAGGUAUGUUUAGAGAGGCAUUCAGAUCUGCCAUGAUCGUCAUUACUCGUGAGCUUUUGACCCAAAUAGAGGCCCAACGUAGCGAAGGGAUCGGCCAUCGCAAUUCCCAGGAUGUUGAAACCUUCAAGAAAGCAGUGAAAGAAAUGACUGCUUUAUCAAUAGAACGGAUCCGACAAGGCGAGACCAACGUCAAGGGGCCGAUGUUUCUCAGCAUGAUCAUGGCUCAGGUAGAAGCCAUAGAAGAAGGAAUCCCUUGCGAUCUUAGAGUGGCACAAAGUGCGAAAGAGAGCCUGGAAUUGUGCGUUAGCUUGCUAGAAGAACGAGCAGGCACCGUGUCCUCGCCGUGCCCUAGCAACAUCGGACUAACGCCGAAUAGUCUGGACCCUGGAUACGGCAUGGAUUUAGAUUUUGACUUCGAGUCUUUGAUGACAGAUUCGAUAUUUACUUGAUGGUUUGACUUGCUUAGAUGUAUACCCAGCAUAUCUCUAUUUUUUCAUAUCUAAUAAAAUUCAUUGGUGGUUUGCCCUCUAAACCAUCGUAUAGCAUGGUCCUGGAUUAACUCUUCGCUUCCCAUCUUCCACCUUCGAAUGAACAAGAGGGUCUCGGUUUAGACCCCGCCCCCAGCCUUGGGUAGAAAUGUCAUAGGCAGAUCCAAAUGGAGAACUGCAGGAGAAGCGCUGUCGCUAAUAACUCCUGUGAUGCCCUCCGGGUGGAAAAUAUGAGAAAUACUGAAAGAGAAACAACUACACUACCGUACCUAUAUCGGCACAAUCCAUACUUGCAGUUCUUACUUGCAGUUCUCACCUACGGCAUUUUAGGCGUU